Acipenser ruthenus (sterlet) is the source of this 2126-nucleotide messenger RNA. Its product is annotated as CD83 antigen-like. The transcript is spliced from 5 exons. The coding region runs from base 543 to 1226 and encodes 227 amino acids. Lineage: Eukaryota; Metazoa; Chordata; Actinopteri; Acipenseriformes; Acipenseridae. The record is from RefSeq and is a predicted model, not a curated record.
ACGAAAUAACGUUUUGCAGAAGUUGUGUGUGUAUGCAUAUAAGGAGAGCGUCCCCUAGCUACAUGGAACAAGGUGCCAAGGGGGGCUAAAACAUUUCAGGGCGCAAGCAACAGACCACCAUCAAAUCUUCCCAAACAUUUUUUUUUCGCUGAAUUACAACACAGCCCUCGCUUUUCAUUCAAAAUGAUUAUAAAAUACGUUGCUUACCUUUAAAUAGAAACACUAAAUGUAGCCUAUAUUUUGUUUAAGAAACCUAUUCGUAGCCAAAGUCGCCGUUCUACUUUUUUCAUUUUAAUGAUGGAAUGUUUAUGUUAAGUUCGUAAAUUAAUGAAUUAGUCAUUAAGCAGACGCUUUUAUCCAAAACAACAACAGAGACUAAGGGGUGAACUAUGCAUCAACAACUGCUGGGAGGGCCGGGGUUUCCUGGUUACGCACAAUAACGCGACACUCAGUUUCAGUCAAUUCUGUAAAAGUAGCAGGCGUGUUCCUACAGCAGUGUCAUUGGUUCCUUCAGAGCGAAGAGUGUUACACGUUUGCCAAAGAUGGUUCAUUUUGUGUUUCUGGUUUUUGCAUAUGUCUACGCUUGUGUUUACUCUGCUGUGAAUGCUACAGUAAAGGAGAUUACAGUAAAUUGUGAUGAAGAUGCAGUUCUCACGUGUGAAGCUGGAAUGGAGUUAGGGGUGACAUAUCGAUCUUUACUCUGGUACAAGUGUAAUGAAGAUCUCCCAGACUCUUUGACAGGAAUCAUUCGCAAGAAACUAAAGAGCAAUCUGACCCAAAAGUUUAAUGGCUUCAAUCGGUCAGUUGAAGUACUGGAUGAUGGUUCAAAUGAUCUGAAAAUAAACAAGGCCACAGUGGAGGACAGUGGGAAGUACAAAUGCUCUCUAUCAGCUCCACUUGGAAUGCAGAACAAAAAGGGAUACAUUCGAUUAAAGGUUCUUGGUUGUCCAACUCAUCAGACAGUUACUUACUUGGACGCUUACUGUAUUGUUUUCUCAAUGAUAAUACUGGUAGCUUUAGUGGCUUGUUUCUUGUCUUGGAAAUGUUUGAAAACUGUUUUAGAUGGUGGCCUCAGUGUUACUAAGGAGCAGGUUAAGAUAAACAUGAAGAAUAUUCAGAAGAAGGCAAACUUACCAUUACUUCAGAACACCAGCUUGAAUGGAGGUGAAGCCCAGAAUCCUGCUGGAAAUACCUGUCAGCACCACACUUGCCUGUUAUUACCUUGAUUUGGGAUGAACGUCUUGCUCCUACAGUAGCUAACCUCGCAAGAUAGAGAUGUUUGCCAUGGCUGAGACUCCGGUCGCCAAUCCAGGUUGCAGUUAGCCAGUGAAAAGUGACAGAGAGAAAGAGCUGAACUAAUAGAUAUUGAUGAAGGAAUGCUUCACAAACGUGGUACAGUUUGGACAAUCACAUGUACUAAAUAAUCUGUAGUCCAUAGCAACAUCAGCCUGUUGCUCAGCUGAAUGAUGGGAGACUCAGAGCGGAGAGGCACAAACAUACUUUUUUUUUUUUUUAUUAAAGUCCAAGAAUUUAAAAAAGAAAUACUAAAACCCUUGCCAUAGAAGAACUAUAACUACAGACCAUGCAGUGUGAUUAAAAAUGGCAUUAUUCUGUUCUAUAAAAUGAUGUUCAUAUUGUGAUCCUCAAGUUUUUCUUUGUACCAAUAGGUCUAUUUUUUAUUUAAAGUCAUGGCAGAGGAUGUAUGUUACAGGGGUCCUGUGGUACAACAGUGCCAUCUCGUGGGUGUAUUAUGAUUUUGAAAAAGUAAAUUAUAAGAGUUUCAGGAAUACUAAGGAAGGGUACUGCAAGUCAAACAUUUGGGUCCACAGACCAUUUAGUAUGGAUAAUCAGAUCGCUAAAGAAGAUUGCUGGAAACAUGGCAUACCGCUAAAGUUUCAAGAUAUUGUUUUUUCCUUUGCUUAAAGGAGAAGUUUUAUAUUUACUUGGAGUAAUUUCAACAGGAAUAAGUAGUUCUGCUUUUACUUUUUGAUUCUGUGAAAGUUAAAUAAAUAAGCUAUAAUAUUGCAGGAGUUACGCAUUGAAUCCAUCUGAAUAAGAAAAAUGAUGAGAGUGUGACCUAUGGAAACUCUUUUGGUAAGCUAUUAAAACUGAAUGUUUGGCUCAAA